Moneuplotes crassus is the source of this 873-nucleotide messenger RNA. NCBI's taxonomy places the organism in Eukaryota, Ciliophora, Spirotrichea, Euplotida, Euplotidae. The record is from the annotation of a GenBank genome assembly.
AAUUAAAAUAAAAUGAGCCUUACUAGAUUGGACAAUAGAGAAAGUACUUUCUCAAUGACUGGGUCGAGCAUUACUCAUGGCACCUUCAGCCCUACUUCUAGAACAAGAAAUCCUUUAGUUCCGAAGAAAAUGAAAACAGAGAUUAGCAUUAAAGAAAUGACUGGGCAGAUAGAUGGAUCUGGAGCAAAUUUUGGAAUACAAGGGUAUAAUAUCCCAAAGCAUUUUCUAUCUUCAGAUGGCACGCCUAAAUUCUCCUUCCCGAAAGAAAAGGAUAGAAGAUAUCUUCAGCAACAUGUCAAGAGAAAGGAAUAUGUCCCUGAGCCAGGAAAAUAUAACAAGACAAUGGUAUGGAAGGGCCCUCUGGGAAUUCUCAAAGGAGGUACUAAAGGCAAUUUCUUGGAUAUCACAAUCAAGAAAUCAUCAAAAUUGCCAGGUCCUAAUCAUUACUCUCCGACAAAGAAAGAGCAUCUUAAGCAAGGAAAAAUAGGGAAGUCUUAUAGAUCUUCUUACUUUGAUCAGAUUGAGUUUGAUGCAGCCACUACUCCUGCUCCAACUUCACCUUCUAAAGUGUCUAUCCUAAAGAAAGUUCAGAGUGUAAAAAUCUUACCUCCUGGAAAGCAUGAUGGAAAAGAUGCUUGGAGAGUUAAGAAGGAUGGAUCUCCCGCUUGCAAUAACAGCACACUUGAAGAAUUAGAGAAGGCUACUAAAAUAGUAAAAAGAGACUCUCCAAAGAUAAAUUUCCCUAAAGGAAAGAGGAAGAUGUUCACAUAUGAUAUUGAAAGAACUCAGAAAAAUAAGCCCUCUCCUUGUCAGUACAAACCAAUGGAAACCAAAUUCCUCCACAAAGUGAUGGCUAAGCCAAGGAGAUAUUAA